AUGGUCGAACAGAUAAAAAUGUCACCAAUAACACAGAAAAUAUUCGAAAGUCCGAAAGUCAUUCUAUACGGAGCGUUAGGGGUGGCAUUUGUAUUCUGGCUUCUAUUCCAAGCUAUCCAAUAUCUCAAGCGCCCAAGUUACAAGAGUCGACCAUCAACACCUACACUUGAGAAAGCUUCUCGGAGUUUCAAGGCUCCUGAUAGGAAACCUGGAGUAUGGGAACCCAUGGAUUUCAAAAGACCAACUGCUCCUCCUGCGACAAAUUGGAAUGUUUACACCACGAAACCAAAUCCAUAUCGCCCUUUCAGACAUGGACCUUACCACAUCACAAUGGGUCUCCGAAACAUGAACUGGGAUGAGUGGAUUGAACUUGACAACCACUAUCUGAAAUUCCACUCUGACAAGGCCAAACGUAUCGAGGACCGUGGGUCCAAAUGCAGCUACACCGACCCCCAAGCAUUCGACGGCGCCAUCGAGCUCCUCGAAGAAUUCUGCGCCUACCUCCCAGAGCGCUACCCAUCCCUCUACAGACAGACACCCGUCGGAAUGGACAACCUCAUCACAGGAGAAUCAUUCAACAUCAUCGAGCGACCACUCCUCGAAGACCCGAUGCAGAUGGCCGCUCGCAUGACGCAGGACGAUCUAGCAAUCAUGUUCGAGAAGGACGAUGGGCAGUACUAUCUCCUCGCGGGAUCGAUCUUGCUAGCUGGAUUUUGGAAGCUGGAGGAUAAGUUUGGGAUGCCGUUGAGUGAGAUCCAUACGUCGGGGAAUGUGCCGGGGUUUAAGACGAAGUUGGAGAAGGGGAUGAUGAAUUUCUUUAGGAGGGUGCAGCCGAGUGGGCCGGUGCAGAGGAAUAACUAUUUCAUCCAAGUCGACGACUCCCUCCCCUGGUCCUCUAGCAUAGGCGACGAAGACGGCGCCGAGGGAACGGUCGGCUGGUUCACCGCCGAGAAGAACAAAGCUAUCUCACACCACUACUUCCGCUCAGAGCGGCAGACUUUGCGUCGACUCCCUCGCAGCGGUGGUGUAGUGUUUACGAUCCGCACGUACUUUCAUCCGAUUACGGAGAUCUGCGAGGAGCCGUAUGUGCCGGGGAGGUUGGCGAGUGCGGUGAGGAGCUGGGGAGAUGAUGUGAGCCGGUAUAAGGGGAAGGAGAGGUAUGAGGAGGUGUUGUUGGAGUAUUUGGAUAGGAAGCAUAGGGAGCAGGUUGAGGCGGGGUUGGAUUUGGAGAAGGAGGAGGAGGUUAGUGCGUAUCCGUAUUAG
Molecule: messenger RNA, 1263 nt
Organism: Cadophora gregata
Lineage: Eukaryota; Fungi; Ascomycota; Leotiomycetes; Helotiales; Ploettnerulaceae
Product: mannosyltransferase
Exons: 4
Coding region: 1-1263 (420 amino acids)
Source: RefSeq, a predicted model, not a curated record